Corythoichthys intestinalis (scribbled pipefish) is the source of this 1094-nucleotide messenger RNA. RefSeq names its product C-factor-like. NCBI's taxonomy places the organism in Eukaryota, Metazoa, Chordata, Actinopteri, Syngnathiformes, Syngnathidae. The transcript is spliced from 7 exons. The record is from RefSeq and is a predicted model, not a curated record. Bases 48 to 1034 code for a protein of 328 amino acids. Gene Ontology annotation, molecular function: oxidoreductase activity. Gene Ontology annotation, cellular component: cytoplasm.
CGUCCAUCAACAUUUGAGUGCAAACACCUUGUUUACCUAUAGCGCGCAUGCAAACGUGCACCACAUUUGAAUUCAGUUUAUUUGAAUUUUCCUCACAUUUGUCACGAUUUUGCAUCAAGUCAAUCCGUGCACGUGAUUCUUUUGCAAGCACGUUUGCAGGAAGAGGGCGUGCCCAGGCGGGGUUGUUGGCAAAAGAUACAAAUAUGGACGCGCUGCGGAGCGUCUUUUCGUCAGCUCCAGCAGCGUCUCAAGGCAAUAAGAUGGCAUCCAAGCCGAUUAACGUACUCAUCACCGGGACAAACCGGGGCAUUGGCCUGGAAAUGGUGAAGCAAAUGGUGGCGGACAAGGGCCGAGUGAAAACGCUUUUUGCCUGUUGCAGGGACCCAAACGGCCCCAGAGCUGAGGCCUUGCAGGAGUUGGCAAAGAAGCACCCUGACAUCAUCACCAUCGUCACUAUGGAUGUGAAGUGCCUUGAUAGCAUCAAAGAGGCGGCCAAGCUGAUUGGCCCCAAAGUGGGCGAGGACGGCCUCAAUCUCCUGGUCAAUAAUGCCGGGAUCUCUCUGGAAGGGAAUCUUCAGGAAACCACCCCUGAGCAAAUGCGAGAUAGCUUUGAAACCAACGUCAUGGGGCCAAUGAACAUCAUGAGAGAGUUCCUGCCACUUCUCCGGGUGGCGGCGAAGGCCAGCAAGAUUUCAGGAAUGUCCUGUAAUAAGGCGGCCGUGAUUAACAUCUCAACCAUGGAGGCUUCCAUGGACAUCACAAAGUAUUCGUACACAGAAGCGGCUGUUCUGCCAUUCCGUGUCAGCAAGGCAGCUCUGAAUAUGUUGACUGUGUGCGCUUCAGAGGAGUUUAAGAAGGAAAAAAUCCUGUUCACUUUAAUGCAUCCAGGCUGGGUGCGCACGGAUUCGGGUGGGGAAUAUGCAGAGAUUGAUGUCGACAAGAGCGUGAAGGGGAUACUGAAAGUGAUGAGCACCAUGGGUGAAAAACAGUGUGCCUUGCUCCUGGAUUAUCAAGGCAAAACCCAACCUUGGUAGCUUCUUGACAAAAUCCUUGUGAAUUUAAAAACAUCUAAUAAAAAGGUCUGAUUUUCCACU